AGACCAAUGAGACUGUGUGUUGCCGCAUUCAGUGCGGGUGUUGCCUGUGGUAGAAAGUUUAAAAGAGAUUGUGUGUCCUGCCGUCCCCAAGCAGAAGCAUCAAUCAACAUGAUCCCCAUUGUGCUGGCCUCAGUGCUCAUUGCUAGCGCCCUUGGGUGCGGCACCCCACCCAUUCAGCCCCUGACUACCCGUGUGGUCAAUGGAGUAGAUGCCAAGCCCCACAGCUGGCCCUGGCAGAUCUCUCUGCAGUAUGAGAGGGACAGUGAGUGGAGGCACACUUGUGGGGGAUCUCUGAUUGCUGCCAACUGGGUCAUGACUGCUGCUCACUGCAUCAACACCAAGUUCAACUACAGGGUGUUUGUGGGCAAACACAACCUGGUCGAGGAAGAGGCUGGCUCCAAGGCCAUCGUGCCUGAGAAGAUUGUCGUCCAUGAGAAAUGGAACCCCAUCUUUGUGGCCUUUGGUAAUGACAUUGCCCUGAUCAAGCUGUCUGAGUCUGUGCCUUUGACUGACCAUGUGCAGUUGGGAUGUAUCCCUCCUGCUGAAACUGUGCUGUCCAACCUCUACCCCUGCUACAUCACUGGAUGGGGCAGGCUGUACACCGGAGGCCCCAUAGCUGAUAAGCUGCAGCAGGCUUUGAUGCCUGUGGCUGACUAUGCCACCUGCUCCCAGCCUGACUGGUGGGGUAUCGCUGUCAGGACCACCAUGGUGUGCGCCGGUGGGGACGGAAUUGUGGCUGGAUGCAAUGGUGAUUCCGGCGGCCCUCUGAACUGCAAGAACGCCGAUGGUGCCUGGGAGGUUCAUGGCAUUGCCAGCUUCGUCUCUGGUCUUGGUUGCAACUACGAGAAGAAGCCCACCGUCUUCACCAGGGUCUCUGCUUUCAACAGCUGGAUCGACCAGGUUAUGAUGAACAACUAAAGAAGAUGGAGUGUCAAUAAAGAAAACUUGGCAAGCUGCA
Molecule: messenger RNA, 958 nt
Organism: Acanthopagrus latus (yellowfin seabream)
Lineage: Eukaryota; Metazoa; Chordata; Actinopteri; Spariformes; Sparidae
Gene: ela3l
Product: elastase 3 like
Exons: 8
Coding region: 7-918 (303 amino acids)
Biological process (GO): proteolysis
Molecular function (GO): serine-type endopeptidase activity
Source: RefSeq, a predicted model, not a curated record